Colletotrichum abscissum is the source of this 501-nucleotide messenger RNA. RefSeq names its product cytochrome c oxidase polypeptide 5. Bases 1 to 501 code for a protein of 166 amino acids. The record is from RefSeq and is a predicted model, not a curated record. NCBI's taxonomy places the organism in Eukaryota, Fungi, Ascomycota, Sordariomycetes, Glomerellales, Glomerellaceae. Gene Ontology annotation, biological process: mitochondrial electron transport, cytochrome c to oxygen. The transcript has 3 exons.
AUGUUGCGCCCGACCGUUUCCCUGGCCCGUACCGGCCUGCGCGCCCACUCCGCCGUCAUCCGCCGCGCCGCUUCCACCCACGCCAUCUCCAACCCUACGCUCGCCAACAUCGAGAAGAGAUGGGAGGGCAUGCCCCUCCAGGAGCAGGCCGAGCUCUGGAUGGCCCUGAGAGACCGCAUGAAGGGCCCCUGGGCUGAGCUCACCCUUCAGGAGAAGAAGGCCGCCUACUGGAUUGCCUUUGGCCCUCACGGUCCCCGCUCCGGUACCCCCGCCGGCGAGACCGGCCGCGUCUUCUGGGGCGUCAUGGCCGCCGUCGCCGCCAGCUUGGCCAUCUUCUCCACCGUCCGCAUGUUCGCCGGCCCUGCUCCCGACACCAUGACCAAGGAGUACCAGGAGGCGUCCAACGAGUUCCUCAAGAAACAAAAUUCCGACCCCCUCACUGGUCUCUCCUCCGAGGGCUACUCCGGCAAGGGCAUGGUCCAGUCUCCUCCCAAGGCUUAA